Acanthocheilonema viteae is the source of this 888-nucleotide messenger RNA. Lineage: Eukaryota; Metazoa; Nematoda; Chromadorea; Rhabditida; Onchocercidae. The record is from the annotation of a GenBank genome assembly.
AUGUUGCAGCUUGAAUCAUGGGAUGGUCCAGUGACAUUCAUGAUAACAAUACCAUCAACACAAGUUUACAAAAGGAUACGAAAAAUUAAAGAAAAGCUGUCACACUUUCCUUCUUACGUGUUACAUAAAUUAAGUGUUCACGUCUUAUUCUCGUCAAAGUACGGAUGCAGUAAAGAUGCAGUUGGUAAAUUGAACGAAAAUAAUGUCGAUUGGAGAUAUCCUAUCAAUGUGGCACGUAAUGUAGCACGAAUGUUCGUGAGAUCUAAAUAUGUGUUAAUUAGUGAUUCGGAAUUUGUUUUUCCGGAAGGAUUUGAAUCCAGAAUGUGUGCAUUAGCACAAGAUCAAUUGACGCGUAAUCCAAAGACAGCACUUGUUGUACGGAUAUUUGAAGUGAACGGUACCAUUAAAGAGAUGCCACGCAAUAAAGCAGAAUUGCGAGAAUUAUUCUUCAAAGGAUUAGCAGUGGAAUUUCAUGCUCGAUAUAAUGUGGGAGCACAUACCAUUCCACACUUGGAUCAAUGGCUUAAUAAACAAGAGAACAAACAGAAAGUCAAUAUACAUUCCAUCCUUAAAUUCUCAAAGCGUGGAUGGGAACCGCAGUUUGUUUCCUUGAAUACCAUACCAUUCCAUGAUGAAAAUUUCCCUUUCUCAUUACGUGAUAAUACAGUACUUCGUUGGGAAAUGUGCCGUCAAAAUUAUACGUUUGCACUGGUGAAUGAUUUAUUUAUGGUACAUCGUGGCAUGAAAACUAUAAACGACUUACCACUUACGAAGAAACGUCAAAAACAUUCUCGAGCACAAUUCAAUAUUGCAAUGAAACUUUUCAAACAACGUAUGGAUCAUCAGUAUCCAGAAACUAAAAAGCUUUGUCCAGAAUUUGGUGCUUAA